AAGUCAACAACACAUUGGCGAUGCGCCUGUGACUUCAAAACACAAGAACAGUUUGAGUCCACGGCAUAAAAGAUUCACAUCGUUGUUUGCAAGCAGAAUUUUUAAAAAACUUUUAAGUAUGUUUUGUCUAUCAAUCUGUCUGUUUACUUCGUUCACCGCCCAUGUUAUAAGCACAACAACGUAUUACCUUGAGGAAAAGGGAAAGAUUGGUAUCGAUCACAUUCUCUCCCGUGCGACGUUGAGUUGUACAGAAGACUGUAUUAUCUUUUGUAAUGGGGAGAAAGCCCUUACUGCAAACUAUGAUGUGACGACGGGAACGUGUGUCUGUCACUCUGUUUUUCCGGAGAUGCUCUCUCUGAUGACACAGGCAAACAACUUCAUGUACACCAAUCAGGCUUGUGCCGCGGCUGCCGGGUUUGGCUACGUGUACGACAUCUCCUCGAACUUCUGCUACAAAGUACAUACAAAAAAGACUAUCUGGAUGGAAGCCCGCGAGGAAUGCAAAAAGGAGGGUGGCGACCUGGCCAAGCUGGACACUCCGGAGAAGCGACAGUUAGUGCGAGAGAUUAUUAAAGCAGAUGGAGCCAAUGAAUACUUCCUUGGAGCAACAGACAUGGCCGAGGAUGGGGUAUGGAGAUGGGUGGUAGACGACACAGUCUUUCCAGAGUACACAAAGAAAGGAUUGUCCGAAUGUCUCGAAAUGCAAUCCGACUUAAGGCUUGAUGAUACGGGAUGCACCCACCAAGAUCAGAAAUACAUCUGUGACAUUUCCCUUCUGUGAGGGUUUUGUCACCAUAUCGCAGUUGCAGUUAAAGCUAAACAAAUGCUGAUUGUAACCAGGACAUAACGGCUGCAAUAACAGGAGCUACAUGUGGCAUGGCGUUU
Messenger RNA from Haliotis rufescens (red abalone), 885 nucleotides. RefSeq lists its product as uncharacterized. NCBI's taxonomy places the organism in Eukaryota, Metazoa, Mollusca, Gastropoda, Lepetellida, Haliotidae. The coding region runs from base 119 to 781 and encodes 220 amino acids. The transcript has 3 exons. The record is from RefSeq and is a predicted model, not a curated record.